This is a messenger RNA of Drosophila innubila, 2421 nucleotides long. RefSeq names its product eukaryotic translation initiation factor 5 (gene eIF5). The record is from RefSeq and is a predicted model, not a curated record. Gene Ontology annotation, biological process: formation of translation preinitiation complex; formation of cytoplasmic translation initiation complex; translational initiation. The coding region runs from base 211 to 1629 and encodes 472 amino acids. The transcript is spliced from 3 exons. Gene Ontology annotation, molecular function: GDP-dissociation inhibitor activity; translation initiation factor activity; eukaryotic initiation factor eIF2 binding. Lineage: Eukaryota; Metazoa; Arthropoda; Insecta; Diptera; Drosophilidae. Gene Ontology annotation, cellular component: cytosol.
GAUAGAGAGAGAGACACAGAGAGAGAGAAAGAGCCCUAUAUAAUCCAACCUCAACCUCUAAAGAGCCAGAAAAGUAUACGUAAUCCAAUUAAAUCAAAACCGAACCGAAAAGCAGCAAAAAAAAUCAACACGUUUAAUACAACAAAUCAAAUAAUAAAUUGCAACAAUCAACUUUAAAUAGAAGAGAGCAAAUCAGUUAAACGCAUCAAAAUGGCGACCGUUAAUGUUAAUCGCAGCGUCACGGACAUCUUCUAUCGCUAUAAGAUGCCCCGUCUUCAGGCCAAGGUCGAGGGCAAGGGCAAUGGCAUCAAGACCGUCCUGGUCAACAUGGCCGAAGUGGCACGCGCCAUCGGCCGUCCUGCCACCUAUCCGACCAAAUACUUUGGCUGCGAAUUGGGCGCCCAAACGCAAUUCGAUCAUAAGAACGAGCGUUUUAUUGUGAACGGUUCGCAUGAUGUGAACAAGCUGCAGGAUCUACUUGAUGGCUUUAUACGCAAAUUUGUGCUGUGUCCGGAAUGCGAUAAUCCGGAAACCGAUUUGACUGUUUCGGCCAAGAAUCAAACCAUCUCGCAGUCAUGCAAGGCUUGUGGUUUCCAUGGCCUACUUAAAGUCAAUCAUAAGGUCAAUACGUAUAUUGUUAAAAAUCCACCAUCCCUUAAUCCGGCUGCCCAGGGCUCCUCCCUUACCGAGGGCAAACGUUCAAAGCGUGUCCAGAAGCAAAAGCACGAAAAUUCCGAUGGCUCCAUGUCCAACAAUUCGAUGGCCAAUAAUUCUGGCGGUGAAUCCGAUGGCGGCAAUGGCACCAAUCACGCCAGUCAGACGGAGGCUGAGAUCAGUGCUGCCAUACCAGAGAAGAGCAUUACCGAGGAUGACGAUGAUGGCUGGAGUGUGGAUGUUUCCAAGGAGGCGAUUCGAGCACGUCUACAAGAUCUAACCGAUGGCGCCAAGGGUAUGACUAUUUCGGAUGAUUACGACAAGACGGAAAAGGAGCGCAUUGACAUCUUCUAUGAGCUGGUGAAGAACAAGCGUGACAAGAAGCAGUUGGACGAUGUGCCAACCCACAAGGAGCUGCUGAUGGAGGCCGAACGUCUGGAUAUUGUGAACAAGGCACCCUUGGUGCUGGCCGAGCUCCUCUUCACCGAGAACAUCAUCAAUGAUGUGCGCAAGAAUCGAAUUCUGUUGUUGCGCUUCACACACAACAAUCCAAAGGGUCAGCGGUAUUUGAUCGGUGGCAUUGAGCAGACAGUUGAGUUGCAUGAGAAGACGUUGAUGAGCAAGGUGGCUGGCAUCUUUAAGAUCUUCUACGAUUUGGAUAUACUUGACGAGAAGGUGAUACUCGAUUGGGCACAGAAAGUGAGCAAACGUCAUGUGUCGAAAAAGGUGGCCACUGAGAUCCAUGAGAAGGUUGAACCGUUUGUCCAAUGGCUGAAGGAUGCCGAGGAGGAGGAUUCCUCAUCCGAUGAUGAUGAGAAUGGUGGCGGUGAUUCAGAUGUUGAGAUCGAGUACGAUGAUCGUGCUCGCGUCGAACCAUUAAAGGUGGUUGCCGCAGUCACCGCUGUUGCCGCUGCCAACAAGAAGAACGCCAUGGACGAUGAGGAUGGCGAUGAGAUCGAUAUUGAUGAGAUCUAAAUAUAUCAAUGUAUCGGCAGCUGCAGUUUCUCGAGUCUAUGAUGGAUUUUUGGGGGAAAUUAUGAUGCAUUUAAGCGAGUGCAGUUCGUUCCCCCUAUUUCUUCAUCCAUCCCAUACCAUCCCAUCCUUCUCCUCACUUCGUGGUCGCUUCUUAAACUUUGAUGAAUCGCUUCACGACAUUUCGAUUGUAUAAUUGCAUUAUCUUUACACCCAUUUGUAACAGUAAACACACUAAUUGAAAUUAAAUGCACAUAUUUGAUAUGGCGCUGAGUAAAAAAAAAAUGUUCAACAAUUUUGCAUUAACAACAACAACAACAACAGCAACUACAACUUACAACUACAAACAACCUGUUUUAAUCAAUUCUUCGGCUUUCAAUUGUAGUGUAUUCUUUUAGUCGUUAUCUCGCGGUUUCUUUUGAUUUCACACCCCCCCCAACGUUUUUUUUUCUUCUUCAUUAUUAAACUAAUUUGAUUUUUUUUUUUACAUGUUUUAAAUGUUUAAUUAAUUUUAAGUGCAGUACUUAAGCUAAAUGCAGUAAAUAAUCAGAAAUUAAUUUUGUCUUUUAAAUUACAAUUUUUCAAAUAUUUCAAUAAAUUUACAAUAGCAACAAGAUUUACAAAUGGAUUUUAUGGUAAUUCAACUACAACAACAAUUUUUACAUACAUUUAUUAAAUAUAUAUAUCUAUAUAUAAAUAUACAACAUUAAUAACUUUAACCAAAAUAUGCCUAAAUACAAGAAUUAUAUACAACUAGCUGCAUUUUUAACUAAAAUCACAGCAAACAAAAAAAAA